UUUCAGUUUCGACUACGAUUCAGUCUGAUAUUGUCACGCGAGUUAAGCGUACGCGUAGUUGCAACCCUUCGUCUGAAGCGUGCGUGGCCUUGGUUCAGGCCUCCCGUAGAAUUGACCUGCGGCAACCAGGAUUUUCGUAUACAUGGGUCCUAAAUCAGAGUCCUGCAGACCUGCUAGUAUUCACUUUGAUCAUCAUAACGCCAAUUUCCGCAAUCUUAAGAGUAUCAAGUUCAAGUAAUUGGAGCUUUCUUUCCUAACAUUUUCAUAAUAUACACGACCAUACGCAAUCUCAAGAGGAAUAACCAGCGGAAAAUACGUUUUUUAUCUUAUCCAGAGUCCCACUCGACCCAUUCAUCAUAAUAUGUGGAUCGGUUGAUCUUGAAAAGGGUCAGAAUAUUUCAACGAAUUUUCCUUCAAGAUCCCGUGUUCAUAUGGGAUGAAACAAAUACAAGUUGACCCUUUUAUUUCACACGAUAAUUUUCAAAUCAGAUCGUUCUAAAAUUUGGAUGACAGAUUUUUUGACAAUAAAAUCCACCGUCAAUCAAGAUAUUCGUUAAUUUUUCAAUAUUGUUAAUGAUCAUAGUUAAAAAUCAACGUCAUUAUUUGCUGAAGGAAAAAAUUAACAGGUUGCGGAAAAGCUAACUACAAAUGAAAAUCAUCGACUGAGUGCACAUCAUCGAGACAAAAUAGUCAGAUCGAAGAUUGAAGAAAUUACAUCUCCUCACCGACUGAUUAAUCAUGCUGAGUUCAAAUAUUCGCUGAUCCCAUCGAUACGACGUUAAUUCCCACGAAUGUUUCAUCAGCCAAACAUUUCAUCGAAAGCGUAGAAAGUUAACAGAAAAUUUCCAACAUACCUUCUAAUUUACAUCCAAAAUAUAUCUGUCCACAUUAAAUUCACCCUCGAGCGUACCUAACAAUCGUUCAAUCAUCAGAAUGGUGAUGAAAACUGAGAGAACUAGAAACGGCCAUGAAUUGGCGCCCCUGAAUGACGAGGGUGACAAUCCCGGCGAAGUUGGGGGACACAACGUGACAAUAAUUGUUGCCGGUGGUCAGAGUGGAGGAAUUCAAAAAGGAAAGGAGGAAAAUCGUGCAGAAUGGAGCGGAAAGAUGCAGUUUUUCCUAAGUAUAAUCGGGUACAGCGUGGGCCUUGGAAACAUAUGGAGGUUUCCUUACCUAUGCCAGCAAAACGGGGGUGGGGCUUUCCUUAUCCCGUUCUUCAUCAUGUUAGUUCUCGAAGGAAUUCCUCUGUUCCUUAUUGAGCUUGGAAUCGGGCAGCAGAUGCGACAAGGAUCAUUGGGAGUUUGGAACACGAUUCACCCCUGGUUAGGUGGCAUUGGAAUUGCCUCAUGCAUCGUCACCUUCUUCGUAGCUCUGUACUACAAUGUCAUUAUUGCCUGGUGUUUCUACUACCUUCUGAAUUCCCUACAGGCUGUGACGAUAAACUUUGGUAUGCCGUUGCCCUGGGCAUCGUGUCCCAUGGUGGACGGAACGCCGGUCGAAGAGUGUGCGAAGAGCUCUGAGACCGCGUAUUUCUGGUACAGAACAACUUUGGACGCAUCACCCUCAAUUGAGGAUGGUCAAGGUCUGAAAUGGUGGAUCGUUGUCUGUCUACUCAUAAGUUGGAUCACCGUUUUUUUCAUCGUCAUGAAAGGGAUUCAGUCUUCGGGCAAGGUGGUUUACUUCACGUCAAUGUUCCCCUACUUGGUACUCACAAUUUUCUUCAUCAGGGGGAUAACGUUGAAGGGUGCGAGUGCGGGUCUUGUUCACAUGUACACUCCGAAGGUGGAAAUGCUGCUGAAACCGACCGUUUGGUUGGAUGCAGCGACCCAAGUUUUUUACAGUUUUGGUCUAGCUUUUGGUUCGCUGAUAGCUUUUGGCAGCUACAAUACUCCGGAUAACCAUUGCGUUCGGGACGUAAUUCUUGUGAGCAUUUGCAACGCAUUUACAGCGAUCUAUGCCAGUGUCGUAAUAUUUGCUAUACUGGGUUUCAAGGCGAUGAAAAACGUCGAUCAAUGCAUCGCCAGCAACAAAGAAUUGCUCUCGCUAAAUGGAUUCCUUAUGUCCAAUUCAACGGAAGAAGAGUACGAGGAUAUAGUGGCUUCGUUUAAUUCGUCGAUCUCAAAUUUCACUCUAAAAACUUGCAGCCUGAGCGAACAACUUGACGGGGCUGCCGAAGGAACUGGACUUGCCUUCAUAGUGUUUACUCAAGCAAUAGUGGAACUACCAGGUGCGCCAUUUUGGUCCUGCAUAUUUUUCCUGAUGCUCUUAGCUCUGGGGUUGGGAUCACAAAUCGGAAUACUCGAAGGGAUGCUGUGCGUCAUUUUUGACAUAGAUCUUUUCAAGAGAAUUAAAAAACAGUACAUUACUGCCGUCGUCUGCAUAAUCUGCUUCUUCGUCGGUUUGAUAUUCACAACUGGAGCAGGAGAAUACUGGCUGAAACUUUUUGACAGUUUUGCCGGCACGAUUGGUCUCGUUGUUGUCGGAUUGAUGGAAAUGAUUGCUGUAAUUUAUGUUUACGGUCACGAGAGGUUCUCAAAGGACAUAGAAAACAUGACGGGGUAUCGUCCAGGCUUGUACUGGCAGUUAACGUGGAGAUUUCUGGCUCCCUUAAUCAUGGUGGUGAUUCUUUGCUCCAGCAUCGUUUGCAUGUUUGUCGAAAAACCAGUGUACUCUGCUUGGGACGCGAUGAAGGGAGUCGCCGUUCAUACCAGCUACCCAAGUUGGGUCCUAGCGAUCGCUGUGAUCAUUGUGAUCGUUGGAAUAGCGCCGAUGCCACUCGUCUUUUUGCUCAGAAGAUUCCAGUGCGUCAAACUGGACGUGGAUAUCCAUCAAGGAAGCAUUCGACGUAUCGACACGACAGUUUCGACCAAGGAAAUGAUGGGCGAUGUUGAUCUGGACGAGUAUCACGACAGGUUAGAGGAUUUCCCCGAAGAAGAGGAAGACGAUGACGACGACAGCGACGACGACAAUAACAGCGCGCCGACGUCAGCGAAGAUGGUAGCUCGUCACCAGAUGAAAGGAAAAGCUUUCAAAAUGGAAGUGAUGGAUUUUUGAAAAAAUCAGAAAAUUCUCUUCGACGAAGUUCGCUCAUUCGUUCAUUCUCGAAACAUUUCAUCUUAGCUGUAUGUCUAUAUUACGUAAAAAAUAUGAACGCGCCCUUGACACACGGGAAACUAUAACCAGGGUCAAAUCAUUUCUGAGUUUAAUUCAAAAACGGCUCAUCAAGUGAAACCAGCCCAUAGGGUUCCCCACUUUUAUUAUACCUACCGACACAGUUGACUCGACCAAAAAAAUUCCACAUCUAUUCACACAAAGAUUUCCAGCGUGAACUGGCCUCCGAAUAAGUUUUAUUCACGUCAUUUUGAUAAUUAGCACCACAAAGCCUCAAAGUCAAAUAAGACUGUAUCUAGUUUUGGGGUAACCCUGUAAACUGUAUUUAAAUUAUUGUAACAUGUGUCGCAUGUGCGUACCGGUAACGCCGCGGUAAGCUUCGAGUAUAUUAAAGAGUCGCCUUGUGCCCGGAAUCUUAUCUUUACGAAAUUGCAAUUAUACGUAAGUAUAAUAAGAAUAGUGGGGACUUUACUAGGUAUUGAGAACUCCCUGCGUCAUUGAUAAGUAGGUCUGAACAUUGUAUGUUAAAUAAAGCUGGAUAAAUUUCACUAUUCUUCGAAUCAUCUAAAUUAUAAUGUGCUGUUACUCGGUGACGUUAACUGGUGUUACGGGUGCGGUUGAAUAUAGUAGAGUAUUCAUGUGGUUACGGAGGGUUUGCGUCGAGGUUUCUGUAUAAUUGUUCUGCCAAAAUUUUUUUGAUUCCCAAUAAUUUCACUGUGAUUAAUCAAAAGCAAUAUAAAUACCGGUUAUAAUUAUAUACUGUACUCAACGUUAACGUUGAAAUCUUGUCUGAAAUUUUGCUAAUUUGAAGAAAGAAAAAUAAUCUGAUGCACCAAAGAUGCGGGUCUGCAAAAGUUACAGCGGGCUAUACGUAACAAUGAAUUUACUGUGCUCAGAGAAAAUACUUUAUCUAACAGAUUGAUUAGUUUUAAUUAACAAAGAUUAAGCUACAGAGUAUACAAUUAUAAACAUUCAAAUUGUUACUUGGCUGGUCCAGCUCUUUUACAUAUAGUCGUAUAGUUAUAUUGUAUAUUUAUAUUAUUACAUGAAGAGAGAUUAUUAAUUACGCUUUAUUAAAAUCGACGGUAUAUAAAUAAUUGACAAUUAUCUAGAGAAAGUAAAUACUAUAAAUCUAUUCUUACUCGACUUUGACUUUAAAUUAUUUUACCGGUUCAAUUUUAUAAUUUCGCAAAAAUACUAUCCACAGAGAUACCAAGAUAAAGUGAACACGCCGAUCGGUGGCCAGUUCGGAAAUAAGUUGACGUUGUAAUAUCUUACCAAAUAUUUUAUCGCCAACUUUGAUUACAGAAAUUUGGGUGCCAUCGAUCCUGAAUCGCAAAAAAAAGAUCGUGCAUCCGGCGGUCGGGUAAAAAAAAGUAUUAUAUAAUAUUCAUCGGUGAGAGAAAAAGAAAAAAAAAUCCUAUGUGAUAACACUUAAUCUAAUAUUCGAUAUGUGAUACCUGAUUAAUAUAUAUGUAUGAAUUGGGUAAGUGAAAUGAACUAAUUACUAUUUGAUAUUACGAUGUCAGGGAAAAGUCACGCAUUAAAUGGUUCAAGAUUAUCCUAGUUAUCCACACAGACUUCCCUUCGAUUUCGAAUUGCAAAUGCAUCCGUUUUUCAAAAUAGCACUAUUGAUCAAAAAUUCAUUGACGACGAAACCACCCUAAGUUGAUAUGAAGGACUUAUAAUAGUUUAACGAUUACAGCGAAACCAAAUGGUGAAUAUCUACAUAUGAAUUAUCGGUGGUAAAAUAUUUGUUUUUAACAAAUAAUUGCCGAUUAUUAUCCUGAUUAAAUUCACUAAUUGAUUUUAAACUUGGGAUCGGAUAAAAUUAGAUUUCUACCGGAUAUGCAUAGGGCGAAGCAUAUAGUGCUAGAAAAUCACCACUGCCGCAAAGAACAAUUAUAAACCUCAUGCUGCACCAUGGAAUUUUUUCUCACGUUCCGUUGCGUUCAACAAAAUGUUUGUACACGUUCAAUGGUCAAUAUUUUAAUGACGAUGAGUCGAACUUAAAAUUCUCAUACAAUCAUCAUGCCUCAGAUAUAAGUAUUCUACGAAAAACCUAAUCGAAUUCGUGAAAAACGAAAGAAAAAAAAAUCUGAAAAUUAAGGGUGAUCGUGUUACUAAACUUUUUAACUGUAAAUUAUAUAGCUUAUAAUAUAGAGUAUAUAAAUUGUAUACCUACAAAAAUCUAAAAUAUUUGAAUAAAAGCUUAUAUUCAUCGCUGAAAGUCAAA
Athalia rosae (coleseed sawfly) is the source of this 5347-nucleotide messenger RNA. RefSeq names its product sodium- and chloride-dependent transporter XTRP3. The transcript is spliced from 12 exons. Gene Ontology annotation, biological process: sodium ion transmembrane transport. Lineage: Eukaryota; Metazoa; Arthropoda; Insecta; Hymenoptera; Athaliidae. Bases 934 to 3054 code for a protein of 706 amino acids. The record is from RefSeq and is a predicted model, not a curated record. Gene Ontology annotation, cellular component: membrane.